Hansenula ciferrii is the source of this 1011-nucleotide messenger RNA. It is a transcript of the gene LAA2, whose product is annotated as Laa2p. NCBI's taxonomy places the organism in Eukaryota, Fungi, Ascomycota, Saccharomycetes, Phaffomycetales, Wickerhamomycetaceae. The coding region runs from base 1 to 1011 and encodes 336 amino acids. The transcript has a single exon. The record is from RefSeq and is a predicted model, not a curated record.
AUGAGUGAAGAUCAGGGAAAUGAAUUGACGGAGGAAGUGAAAGAAUUGAGCCUGGAAGAGCAAGAAAAUGGUGAUGAAACCGAGAUCAAAAAGGACACAGUCGAUGGAGAUAUAGAGAACGAGCGUGAAGAAGAGCAGAAGAAAGAAGAUGCUGAUGAACUAGAGAACAAACAAGAAGAAGAAAAAGAAGAAGAAGUGGAAGAAGAGGAAGUUGAUGAAGAAGACGAUGAUGAUGAAUUUGGUGCAUUCUCAGAUGCCUCAUUUGAUGAGUUCGAACAACCUCCAGAACCAGAAUCACCAAAACAAGAAGAAUCAAUAUCAACUCCAGAAACCAACAACACCCAUCUCAAAUUACCACAAGAUUUAUUUGAUGAACCCGAGAUGUUUCAAACGAGAGUUCAAGAACUAUUGAAUCAAUCAUUUCCUGAAGAAUUACCACCAGCUUCAGUGCCCUCAAAUACAGAUGUUUUAAAUGAAAGAUCAAGAUUACUGUUGGAAAGAUUAGUCGCUUUACCAUAUUUGAAACCUUAUAGUUGGAAAAAAAGUUCACUUAGAAGACAAUUAUUACAAACUUUAGGAAUUGAUUCUGAAAAAGAUCAAAUAAGGAGAAAGAAUUUAGAUGAUGGUUCAAAUUAUAAAAUUCCUGAUUUUGAAAGUUUGAAUAUAAGUGAUGAAGAAGCCAAGAAAUAUAGAGAGAAUACAGAUGAGAUAUUGAAUAAAUUUCAAGAAUCAAUUAAAGAAGAUGAUGAAUUGACAAACCUUGAUCAAGAAACCUUGAAUAAAGUUGUAUUGGAAUAUAAAGAACAAAUUAAAGAAUUAAAAAAAUUAUUAUCAAUAUGGGAAUAUGAACAAAAAAAUCUUGAGAUUGAUAAUGAAACAUUUGAAGGAGUUGUAGAAAAUCUUGUUGGACAUACACAAAGAUUAAGAAGAGAAGAAACUAUGAAAAGUUUGAAAAAAGAAUCAAGGAAAUCUAAAGGUUUAUCAAUGUUUAAAAAAAAAUCUAAAAAAUAG